AUGCCUGUUCAGAACAUGGAUAUCAGUGAAGGAAAGCAGUGUGAAACAUGCACUAAGCUUCAAUGCCCACGUGGUCUUCCUGGACCACGAGGUAUAGACAAAGAAUCAGGUACUGAUGGUUUUGCUGGUAUCCCAAGUAAGAAUAUGCUUUUUCUAAUUAUGUUCUGCACAAUCUGUGCAUUGUUUUUCCAACCAGUUUUGUCAAGCGAUUGGCUCUUUUGGCGACACCAAUGCGUUGGUGCAUACGGAAGGCUUAUAUGCAAUGGCAGACCAUCUCCUAAUGUACCAGUAGCAAUAUACGACCAAGAUAAGUUGGAUCCGGACGAUCUCAUGACAGAAAGUCGUACUGAUAAAAAUGGUUAUUUUCUUCUUUAUGGCUGUUUGUAUGAGCACUCAGAUAUAAAUCCGAAACUUCAUGUUUUUCACGACUGCAAUAAUGAACCGUCGAACUGUUCAAUCGAUUUGAAGAAAGAUAUACCAUAUAGCUAUGUGAAUAAUCCAGUAAAGAAGAAACGGUUCCGUAAUUUUGGAGCAAUUAACAUUACCAUAAAACCCCCUGCAGAUGACAUAAAAUACAGUUGUUUCUAUAAUCUUUAUCGUUUUUAG
Molecule: messenger RNA, 606 nt
Organism: Thelazia callipaeda (thelaziosis nematode)
Lineage: Eukaryota; Metazoa; Nematoda; Chromadorea; Rhabditida; Thelaziidae
Source: the annotation of a GenBank genome assembly